AUGGGUUCUGUUGUUAACGAAGAACGGGAUGCCACCUCACCCUAUACAGUGAAACAUGAGAAGACUUCACGUCUGACUGAGAUCUAUACGACGCAGCACGUGGAAACUCGUGUCAGUACCAUACCGGAAGACGCCGUGCCCGAGACAUGGAAACGAUCCACCGAAGUUGUAUAUCCUCAUACAAGUGUUGUGACAGCCUACAUGAACGAACCACUUCCGGGUCCUACAACUGCGCGUGGUUCUACUUAUUCUUACACUUAUGAAUCACAUCGUGAUGAGCCAACAGAAGAAAUUCAUACUGAAAAUUAUGACUCUCACGAGCUUGAUCCUGAUUUCGAGCGGACUUCUACACAGACACAAAAAGUACGUUUUUUAUAUAGGCAAAAAUCUCUUUAUAAUUUUGGGUUUGCUAGGCAAAGUAACUUUUGCAUUGCAAUAUUCGUUAUUCCAAAUUUACAGGUGACAAAGGUGACAAAAGUUACAACUACGCGGUCAGUACGGCAUCUACCUUAUGAUGUAGACGGCGAUUUUUAUUUUGAUGCAAACGGCAGCCCAAUUCCUUCUGGUGAAUUUCCACCGCUUUAUGAGAAUGUGCCUUACACCGACUCUGAACUUCUUACAUUGGGCAUUGAUUUAACUAGAGAUUCGUCACCUCUAGUAAAUGGUGUUGGUAAAUAUGAACAUAACACUGUUAAUACUUAUUUUGAGAGUGGAGGCUACACUUCUUCUGGGGUUAAUACUGAAGAUCUUCCUAGUCGGUGUGGAAUACCUCAGAUAACACGAAUUGGUAAUACUGAUAUCGAUCUCACGUGGAUUAGGCCAGAAUCUGAAGGCAAAGCAGGUCCUAUUUUAGGUUACCAGGUCGAAUUUCACGAACUUGGUACAGCAGAUUGGAGGCCGGCUCAUAACUUUUUGGCGCGAGGAACGCAAUGCACUGUAUCGGACCUAAAGCCAGAUACAGAGUAUGAGUUUCGGGUAAUGGCAGUCAACGCAGCCGGAUAUGGCUUGGUAUCAGAACCUUCAACUGUGGUUCGGUUACGUUCAGUAGUAAAGAUAGAGACCUAUGCUUCUGCUUAUAAUGUUAUGGCAGAGGACGAAAUUUACACUCGAAAGCGACCUCUAUGGCGGGGAACACCUCCUGGUCGUCCAUCCGUAGUUUCUGUUAGUGCUGAUCGAGUAAUAUUAGAGUGGGCUCCUGCGGUUGCGGAACAUGACUGCGCUCCUGUAGCUGGAUAUGAUGUGGAGUAUCGCGCUGCCGAGAGCGAAUUAUGGACGCAGUCAAAUGAUCGUUUAAUUGAUACUUGCCAGUAUGAGGUGCAAAACCUAAGACCAAAUGGAGAAUAUGAGUUUCGUAUUUUUGCACGUAGCGCAGAUGGUGUUUCUGACCCUAGCCCUUCGUCUGGAUUGAUCAGAGCAAGACCAUCAGUGCCAACUCGAGCUCCCACUCAACUAAUGUGGUCAGAUGUUUGCCCUCCAGGACAGCCCCAACAUCUAAGGUCGAAUUCUACAUACGAGUUUCGUGUCUUCGCAAAUCUGCGCGGCUGCAUAUCUCAGCCAUCACCUGUUUCUGAAAUUAUACAACUGCGGCCUACUGCGCGGAGCGAUAACAUGGGUUAUACGGUGCCCUCGAAACCUAAGCCUCCAGAGUACGCCAAUUUUAAAGGGGGUGAUAGAGUCACACUUUGUUGGUAUCCCGCUGAAAGUUCUUUGCCAAUUCAGGGUUACGAUGUUGAGUUUCGUGAUUAUCAACAGGAUACAGCAUGGUACAAAGUUAAUGAAUUGCUGAUUCGAUCUUGCAAAAUGACAAUUGGCGAUUUGAUACAUGGCCAUGAGUACCAGUUUCGUUUGAUCGCAAAAAAUGCUGUUGGUUUUUCCCUCCCUUCUGAUCCUUCACCACCUAUUGUGAUUGGAGUGCCGCAGGAUGAAGAAGACGUGAAAUUUGUUGAAGCUGAAAGGCACGGGACUGUUCCACUUUUACAAGAAGAAAUGGUUCGUGAAUCCCCUCCUCUUCCGGAGCACGAUGAUUCUCCUCCACCCAUUCGGAGAACUCCCCGCACUGACGUACACUGGAGAGAUCCCACUUUGAAGGAAGUUAUUGAGUAUUUGGACAGCAACGAUAAAGUUGAACAAUUGAAUGCAUCUGGUUAUCUGCAGCAUUUAACUUACAAUGAUAACGUCAUAAAAGAAGAAACAAGGGAAUUGAAAGGUAUUCCGAAGUUGGUUCGCUUACUUGGCAGUGAUGUGUCGGAAAUACAAAAAAAUGCGUGUGGUUGCUUGAAAAACCUUUCUUUCGGCAAAGAGAAUGACGUAAAUAAGGUCUCAAUUGCAAAUGCUGGUGGUUUGGAGGCACUGGCUAACUUAAUAAUGCACACCCCUGAUGCUUUUGUACGUGAAGAAGCUACUGCAGCUUUGUGGAACCUUUCUAGUUGUGAUGAAUUAAAGGAGCAAAUGCUGGAACAAUCUGCGGAAGCAAUCGUUCAAAGAGUAGUUAUUCCUUUAUCAGGGUUGGACCGACCGAACGGUGUAGAUCCUGAAAGGAAUUAUAAUAGCAACAUAUUUAUGAAUGGCACAGGGGUGCUUAGAAAUGUGUCAGCCGCGUCGCCAAAAGCUCGUAAAGCUUUGCGAGCUUUCCCAUAUCUGAUCGAGGCUUUGGCAUGUUACCUUGGACAGGCAGUAAGCAAUGGGUUAUUUGAAGUACGUUCAGUCGAAAAUGUUGUUUGCAUUCUAAGGAAUUUGAGCUACAGGUUUGAUCCUUUCUUUUGCUUGUAUUCCUUAUUAGCGGAAUUAUCUGUGUUAGAAUUCACAUAUAUUUUUCUGGUUGGAGAGGAGGACGUGGGGAAUACGGUUGGGAGUAAUUACAGGGUGCAAGAAGUGGUUGAUUCGAAUUACGGUCGUGAUGUGCCUGAUACUGGUAAAAGGCCAGCUGAAAGGAGUAAGUCAGCUCCUUCUGGUAGUCCCAAGGCAAAAAGGAAAGAUACGAAAAAGAAAAAGAAUAAGGUGGAACAUACAAAUAGCCAGAGUUCGUUGAGAAGUGUAAGACAUUUUGUAUCAGUUGCUUACUUUUUGUAUUUGGUUUAUCUGGUGGCUGAGAGGAUAUGGGAUCCAUCGCUUGUGAGGUUAUAUCUGAAACUUUUGCAGGAAUCAUUGAAUCAUGAAAUUUUAGAGGCUUCUGCUGGGGCUAUACAGAAUUUGGCUGCUUGUGAAUUUGAACCUUCUGCUGCCGUGCGUGCUUGUGUUCGCACAGAAAAAGGACUCCCAAUUCUUGUAAAACUGUUGGGCCUUAAUGACGAUAAAGUUGUAUGCGCGGUCACUACAGCAUUGAGGAAUCUCUCUUUAGAUUCACGUAAUAGAGAGUUAAUUGGAAAAUAUGCUAUGAAGGACCUCGUCUCAAAACUUCCAAAAGCAGAUCAGAGGCUUCGUGACCCAAGUGUCAGUGAUGCAACAAUUGGGGCAGUUUUAGGCAUUCUUUUCGAGACUGUGAAGCAUUCAGCAGACUUUGCGAAAAGCCUUCAUGACUGUGGGGGUACUGAUCGUUUAAGGUUUCUUUCUCGUUCAUACCCCACUUAUGGUGCCAGAGUAUGCAAGUAUGCCUCACAGGUUCUGUUUGUCAUGUGGCAGCACAAAGAGCUUCAUGAUGGGUUCAGAAGACAGGGUUUGUCGGAAAGUGAUUUUUAUUCGGGAAUAUCUUCUCGUGUCAAAGAGUCUACCACCCUUGCUAGGCCCAUAUCGUCCCAAGGUCCUGAAAGGCCUGCAUACUUACGCAGUGAAAAUCUUGAUGAUUCCUCUGGUGGUUACAGCAUGUACACCCCCGGCGCUUAUAGUAGUACAUAUUCUGUACCUGGGAACACUAGUGCAGAAUACGCUACUGCCACAUAUAGUGGUAGGCCGACCUCUCAGGGCCUAGUACAGUACGGGCGCCAAACUCCCUUGCAGCAGACGCGGACACGAGAAAGGGGAGAGCCACUUUACGCUUCUGUACACAAGCGUAAUGGAGCUGAUGAUUCAAUCAGUGGAAAUAGUUGGGUAUGAAU
This is a messenger RNA of Enterobius vermicularis (human pinworm), 4031 nucleotides long. Lineage: Eukaryota; Metazoa; Nematoda; Chromadorea; Rhabditida; Oxyuridae. The record is from the annotation of a GenBank genome assembly.